Anguilla rostrata (American eel) is the source of this 5178-nucleotide messenger RNA. RefSeq names its product ELAV like neuron-specific RNA binding protein 4 (gene elavl4). Lineage: Eukaryota; Metazoa; Chordata; Actinopteri; Anguilliformes; Anguillidae. Gene Ontology annotation, molecular function: RNA binding. Gene Ontology annotation, cellular component: ribonucleoprotein complex. The record is from RefSeq and is a predicted model, not a curated record. The coding region runs from base 81 to 1544 and encodes 487 amino acids. The transcript has 8 exons.
AAGCAUUUCUUCGCCAAGAAGGCUCUGCAUCUGCGCGCUCGCCUGAGCGAAGGUGUUAAUUUUCCUGAGCGGAGGGAUGGAUGGCUGCGGGAGCCAGUGAGAGCACUGCAGCGCUCUCUCCCAACGAGGGGGCAGUUCUGACCUCACAGAUGAGGAGGAGACAGGGAGUGGGGCUGCAGUGCACUGCUCAUGCCGAAGCCCGUGCAUUCUCGCCCCAGCCUCUCAGGAAGGAGGAAUGCCCGCUUUCUCGAGCCGCUCUCCGUCUCGUGCUCACUGAGAGAGUGCUCCAGGUGGGGGGAAAUUUGCUCGGGUUGCGAGAGAAAUCGGCUGCCAGCUCACAAAUGGAGUGGAAUGGUUUUAAGAUGGGAUCGACAGAGACACAGUGGCGUCAGGCAGAGCUCCCGCAGCUACAGGGCUGGGCAGAGAAGGGAUUGCUGACACAGCCAAAGAUGAUAAUCAGCAACAUGGAGCCUCAGGUCACAAAUGGGCCGAACGCGACCACGGCCAACGGGCCGUCCAGCAACAGCCGGAGCUGCCCGUCCCCCAUGCAGACCGGCGGCUCCACCGACGACAGCAAGACCAACCUCAUCGUCAACUACCUGCCGCAGAACAUGACCCAGGAGGAGUUCCGCAGCCUGUUCGGCAGCAUCGGCGAGAUAGAGUCCUGCAAGCUGGUGCGGGACAAGAUCACAGGGCAGAGUUUGGGUUAUGGCUUCGUUAACUACAUCGACCCAAAGGACGCAGAGAAAGCCAUCAACACGUUAAACGGUCUCAGACUCCAAACCAAAACUAUCAAGGUGUCAUACGCCCGGCCCAGCUCGGCCUCCAUUCGAGACGCCAACCUGUACGUGAGCGGGCUGCCCAAGACCAUGACCCAGAAGGAGCUGGAGCAGCUCUUCUCCCAGUACGGCCGCAUCAUCACCUCCCGCAUCCUGGUGGACCAGGUCACAGGCGGUUCGCGAGGCGUGGGGUUCAUCCGCUUUGAUAAGAGGAUAGAGGCCGAGGAGGCCAUCAAGGGGCUGAACGGACAGAAGCCCUCCGGCGCCGCCGAGCCCAUCACCGUCAAGUUCGCCAACAACCCCAGCCAGAAGACCAGCCAGGCCCUGCUCUCCCAGCUCUACCAGUCCCCCAACCGCCGAUACCCAGGGCCCCUGCACCACCAGGCCCAGAGGUUCAGGCUGGACAAUUUGCUUAAUAUGGCCUAUGGCGUAAAGAGGUUCUCCCCCAUCACCAUUGACAGCAUGACCAGUCUGGUGGGCAUGAACAUCCCGGGCCACACCGGCACCGGCUGGUGCAUCUUCGUGUACAACCUGUCCCCAGACUCGGACGAGAGCGUGCUGUGGCAGCUGUUCGGGCCCUUUGGCGCGGUCAACAACGUCAAGGUCAUCCGCGACUUCAACACCAACAAGUGCAAGGGCUUCGGCUUCGUAACCAUGACGAACUACGACGAGGCGGCCAUGGCCAUCGCGAGCCUGAACGGGUAUCGGCUGGGCGACCGCGUCUUGCAAGUCUCCUUCAAAACCAACAAGACCCACAAGUCCUGAACACCCUCACCCCCACCUUAAAAACCCCCUUUCACUACCAACCGCCACCCGACAGUCACCCAAAACAGCAAUUCCAUACGGGAAAACAACAAACAAAAAAAACAAACAGGACUGGAAAUGGCUUAUAUUAUAACUUUGGACCUAUAAGCCAAUGUUGCCUAAGUAUUACAAAAUGAAAAAAGAGAAAAUAGUCAUGAUUUGGAAACCCUGUAACAUUACCGGGUUUCUGUUGUGUAUCUUUUUAGUUACUGUUGUUGUUGUUUUGUUUUCUCUUCUCUGUAUACAGUAGCAAAACCAGUCCCCCUUAUUUCAAGAAGAGACUGUCGUUUCUUAAACUCUAAAUUAUAUAUUUUUCUGUUCUUAUUUUAGGAUUUGUUUCUUUUUAAUCCGGAUCCACUGUCGUUUAGAAUAAUGCCUCCCUGGGAAGUGUUGGGAGGGGGCUCUUUUUAAAAUAGGUGACCAUUCAUUCAUUUUCCAGUUUAUAUUAAACCCCCAUUUAAAGUAGAAGGGAUAACACCUUUUUCUCUGAUGCAGAAAAAAAGAAUUUCUAACACUUUUUGUUUUGUAUUGCAAACGAAAUACGUCUUUCCUCACUGGGAUAGGGAGAAGGGGAGAGGGAUGGGAUGGGUUAGCUUUCCUGAUGACACGUUAAGUGAUUUAAAAACACUGUUGCCAAAGAGAAAAUCUCUUUGCUUGAAAAUGCGUUUAGAAAAAAUAAAAAAUAAAGAGAAGAAAAUCUAUUUUUAUAAAUAAUAAUUAAAAUAAUAAUUAUUGAAGAAUUUUUACAAGAAUCUGGAUUUGAAAAAAAGAGAAAAAUAUUUUGACUGGCUAAUUUGGGGGGGGGGUGCCAUCUUGUCUUGUUCGUUCUGCCGUGGUACUUUUUAGGAUCAAAGGUUGUUUGUUUUUUGGAGAACUGGAUCAGAGAUUGUUUUGUAGAUGGAAGGUUUUAUCAAGGGAUGCAAAUUAAGGCAGGUGAUCUUCGUAUCUUUUCAUAGCGCGUAAUUAUUCAACAGCGUUGCCCAAGGGGAAGGGAGAGGGGUCAUUCUAGGCCCAAAUGUCCUCACAGUCCAGAGCCCAAAGCAAGGAGAUGCAUUGUCCGCUCGCUUUCUUUCUGUCAUCAGUCUAUGGGAUAUCAGUAAUAAACAUCGAUUUAUCCAUUUAGAAAACAUACGUCAUUUAUUGAUUUCUUUUUGCUUUGACUUACGAAAUGACAUUCAAAACAAACUUCCUUUAGCGAUCAGCGGUAGGUGCUAUAUAACAUGACUCACAUAUCUUAAAUAUCCAAGUUUGUUGUUCUAUGUGUUGUUUAGAAAAAAAUCUUCGAUGUUGGCAUUGAAUUGAGCUGCUGUUUUUCGGUUAGUUUUUUUAUUGUCGGCCCCCAUCUGGUUUGAAUAUUUGUCUCUGAAAAUAGCCAGAUGACUGAAUUUGGGCCUUGUAAGAACCACUUAACGAGUUUUCUUUGGCUUGCUGACUUUUAGGUUAAUUGCUGAGUGUGAAACGUUUUGUCAGAAUUCAAUAAUAAUUAGCUAGUUUUGUUAGUCUAGGUAUUUGUUUCCUCAAAGGAGCUAUUUAAAAAGGUACAACUGUGUCUUUAUUUGUUGUGUACAAAAUAAUAUAUAGUCUACUUUUUGUUUUACAAUAUCUAUAUCUAUAUGAGUUGUCACUGUUUUUUGUUUAAGCUUGUCUUUUUCAUAUGACAACUUUAUAAAGUGAUGGUUCAGUUACUUAGAAAACUCGUGAGGAAUCCUGUUUAAUAUGUUGUCAUGUCGCUUGUGGAAAAAAGUUUUUUGAAUUUAUUUUUUAGUUUACCGCCGCGGCAAAAGAAACCGAACAAAAGCUUAUAAAAUAAUUGUAUUUAUUUAUUGAUUGAUUGAUUGUUUCAUUAAUUAAAUUAUUUAUUUAUCUGGAUUAUUUAUUUAUUUAUUCGUUAUGUUGUCCGUGUUUUUGCGUGAUUCUGGUAUUGGGAGGGGGAUGUUUCUGAGCAAAAGGGAACAAAAUGGCUAGGGGAGAGGCUCUUCCAUUAGUCCAGUGCACUGAAAACUUUUAGUACGUUUGUGCUUUGUACCAAUAUAUCAAAAUGACAAUAUAAAAAAUUAAAAAGAGGAAAACAAAAAAAUAUGAGGGUUGGUGACGCUCUUCCCUAAUUACUAGAAACAGUUACUCGCUAUGCAUAACCUAGUUGAUAGUUAAAUUUGCUAUUGCUUUUUUCUUGUCUUGUUAAACAAAAUCUUUAAAUCUUUUUCAAUAAAGUUUAGUCUUAAUAGAAUGUUAUAACAGUUGUUCUGGUUCAAUAUAACCUGUGAUAAGUUUGUGUAUUUUUAAGGCCACUCCAUGCCCUCCCACCACACACUACUGUUGCUUUGAGCUCAAACUUUAUGCAAAAUGUGGGUCUUACGCAUAGUUUUCAUAGUUUCCCAGUGAAACUGAAUUUUACCACACCCUGCAUUUAAGGCACUACAGCAUCAUUUUUAAAAAAGUAAAUGUUGUGUCUCUUACAAGUGCUGAUUAUGUGUUUCAUUGGCCCCAGCAGUUGACUCAGUUGAGAUUCAAUUUAUUAUGUUGGCUAUCACAAGAAGUCAUUGCUAAUUACCACGAAGAAUUCUCUGAAUACAUGCUGUCUGAGAAAUCUAAAAAAAUAAAUAAAUAAAAAAUGGCCACAAAGCAAAUACCAAUUAGUGUUUUUAAAGAAGAAUGUACUGGAUGUGUUACAGGAUUAUUCAAUAUGCAGUCUACACAGAGAACAGACCCUGGAGUUGUGAAUUGGAUUCUAGUGUAAAUUAAUACUUUGGCCACUAAACGUACAGAUUUCCCAAAACUUCAAGCGACUAGCAACACAUGCUCAACAUCCUCUUGCUGAUCUGAGCACAGAGCAGCUUUCGGGGCCUGCAUCUUUCAGUGGGGCUGGCAUCUCCAAUCACGCAAUGGCCCCAACCAGUGAAUCCAUUCCAUUCUUGUUUCUUUCCAAAUUUUGAGAUGAGUGUGUAUUUUGUCUAGACCCUCUGUGUGUGUCUGUGGAUGUGUGGAUGUGUGUGUGGGUAUGCGUGUGUGUGUGUGUGCGUGCGUGCGUGUGUGUCUAUAGGGGCGUAUGAAAAAUUGGGCUGUGUUGAUGCAGACUAAGCCCAGCCCCUUUGGCUCACACCAUCCCCUGUAGCGCCUUAUAGUGGCAGCCUGCCAAAAGGAAAUCAACAGCCAGUAGUGUGGGAGGGAAGGUCAAGUGAGGAACAAGGCUCUUGUCAUUUUUCAUUUUCUCCUGAAAUGUGUUUGUUUACUAUCUGAAAAUCUAUAAACUAUCUAAAUAGAAAAAAAUUUAAAAAAAGUUCACUGGACCAAACUGGUCUCUCCUAUUUAUGUUAUUACUUACUUAUUAAUUACUAUGAUUAUUAUUGUUACUAUUAUUAAUAUUAUUCUUCUUAUUAUUAUUAUUACUAUUAUUAUUAUUAUUCUUAUUCUUAUUAUUACUCAAAUUACUGCGAUGAAUGACUUCAUGUUAUCCUUGCUAGUUUAGGUCAUUUCUGAAACUGGAAACAAAAUAAAAAAACUUGCUGUAAAUGUUUUUUUGUUUUUUUUUUCAUAAAACUGUUGUGUUUGAAUUAUUUGUACUUUUGAAUGUUGGGACAAUAAAAUGAGGUGUUGA